This is a messenger RNA of Dalotia coriaria, 2323 nucleotides long. RefSeq names its product BTB (POZ) domain containing 9 (gene BTBD9). NCBI's taxonomy places the organism in Eukaryota, Metazoa, Arthropoda, Insecta, Coleoptera, Staphylinidae. Gene Ontology annotation, molecular function: protein binding. The record is from RefSeq and is a predicted model, not a curated record. Gene Ontology annotation, cellular component: cytoplasm. Gene Ontology annotation, biological process: modulation of chemical synaptic transmission; adult locomotory behavior; circadian behavior.
UUGACUGCGCAGUGUUCAGAAGAGCAUUUGUAAACGUUGUAAACAACAUAACAGUAAACAACAUGGCGGCAGUGUUGUGAUUUGACGUUGACGAUUAGUGCUUGCGCAAAUUUGUUUCUAAUGUUUAUUUAAAUCCAACGUAGAAAGUGAUCAGUUUUAGUUCUCGAAUUGAUGCAAUUGUCGCAUCUGAUAAGAUGAGCAGUAAUCAUUUGCAGUCGCCUAACUCUUGCGGGACAUCGAGCAGCCGCCUCGGCGAAAUUGCGCACCUCGAACAGUUCUCUAACAACUUUGCGUCGCUGUUUCUCAACGAAGAAUACUCGGAUGUAGCCCUAAUUGUCGAAGGGCAGCGACUACACGCCCAUAAGGUUAUCCUGGCUGCCAGAAGUGAAUAUUUUCGAGCUUUACUAUAUGGUGGAAUGAAGGAAUCAAACCAAUCUGAGAUAGAAAUGCCUGAUGCUGCUUUAUCAGCAUUUAAAGCUCUACUUAAAUAUAUCUACUCUGGCCAUAUGUUUCUCAUUUCAAUGAAAGAAGAAGUCAUUCUAGAAACAUUAGGUUUGGCACAUCAAUAUGGUUUUCAAGAGCUUGAGACUGCCAUAUCAGAUAUUUUGAGGCAAUUAUUGGCUUUAAAGAAUGUGUGUGCAAUUAUUGAUACUGCCAGAUUAUAUGGAAUGGACAGGCUUGUGGAAGUGUGCCAUUUGUUUUUUGAUCAGCAUGCAUCAGAAAUCUUAGACCAUGAAUCCUUCAUUAGUUUGUCACAGGCCUCUUUAGUGGAAUUGCUUAAAAGGGAUUCGUUUGCUCCGGAAGUGGAAAUAUUCAAAGGUGUGUGCAAAUGGUGUAGGCACAAUGAAGUAAGCAGUGAUGAAGUAAUUGACUGUGUUCGCCUCUCAUUGAUGACAAUCACUGAUUUAUUAUCAGUGGUGAGACCUGCAGAUCUUGUAAAACCUGAUACUUUGUUAGAUGCUAUUGCGGAAAGAACUAGUGCAAAAGUUAGCAAUCUGCCACACAGGGGGCAACUGAUAUUGAAUGAAAACGUUGCAACGCAAGGGCAUGGUUCGAAAGUAAUCGCCGGCGAACUAUUAGAUGCUUGCAUUGAUGGAGACAUUUACAAUUACGAUUUAGAGCGUGGGUACACCCGUCAUACUAUUGGAUUGCCGGAUCAAUGUAUUAUUGUCAAACUGGGAAAGCCAUCAAUUAUCAAUCACCUAAAACUGCUUUUAUGGGAUCGCGACAACCGUUCCUAUUCUUACUACAUUGAAGUUUCGCUUGAGCUCAAGGAUUGGAUUCGAGUCAUCGAUUAUAAUCAGUAUGCGUGUCGGUCAUGGCAGAGCUUAUUCUUUGAUACCAGAGUUGUGCAGUAUAUUAAAAUUGUUGGAACAAAUAAUACAUCAAAUAAGGUGUUUCAUUUAGUAUCUUUGAAUGCAAUGUACAAAGAAACCCUACCGACCGUCAUAAAUGGAGUGAUAUGUCCCACGAGUAAUGUUGCUACCUUGGAAAAGUCCGCCUGUGUCAUCGAGGGAGUGUGCCGCUCAAGAAACGCUCUGUUAAACGGCGAUACAAAACAUUAUAACCUCGAUUCGGGCUACACCUGCCAUCAAGUUGGCUCCGGGUCCAUCCUCAUUCAGCUGGGUCAGCCAUACAUGCUCUCCAGCCUGCGCCUUUUACUGUGGGAUUGCGAUGAUCGAAGCUAUAGUUACUACAUCGAGUCGUCCGUCAACAUUCGCGACUGGGAGGUGCUUGUGGAUCGCACUCGUGAGAGGUGUAAAUCAUGGCAGGUGGUUCGUUUCCCGGCCAGGCCGGUUGUCUUUAUCCGAAUUGUCGGUACCUACAACACCGCUAAUGAAGUGUUUCAUUGUGUACAUUUCGAGUGUCCCUCGUCAACAGAUCAAGAAGAACUAUGGAAGACCGAGUCGAAGUCGACGCAGAGCGGCAGCACUCAGACGAGCGUGCGAGACGUUGAGAACAAUAAUAAUGGCGUGGCGCGGGCAUUAACGCCGAACGUCGACGCGGCGCAGUCUACUGAGACUGCCACCGAAGCCGAGGAGUUGCAUUACGCCUGGGACGAUGCGGUCGAUUAACAUGCGGGCCGCCAUUCGGACAUCCGAACGUUCUUAAUAUAUUCUACUUCAUUCUAGUCACAGUAUGAAUUACAAUGAGUAGCUUGUUCCUUGAUUAUCACGCAAAUACUUAGGAAAAGAUAUUUUAUUAAUUACAGGUGCAAAUAUUGUAGAAAAUUGUUAGUAUUAUCAUUAUGAUUGCAUAUAGCUCCUAGCGAAUCUUAGAACCUUGAGAUUGUUAUUUUAAUAAUAAAAAAGAUGAAAUUAUA